This is a messenger RNA of Frankliniella occidentalis (western flower thrips), 5050 nucleotides long. RefSeq names its product centrosomin. Gene Ontology annotation, molecular function: transcription cis-regulatory region binding; gamma-tubulin binding; calmodulin binding. The record is from RefSeq and is a predicted model, not a curated record. The coding region runs from base 272 to 4951 and encodes 1559 amino acids. Lineage: Eukaryota; Metazoa; Arthropoda; Insecta; Thysanoptera; Thripidae. The transcript has 21 exons. Gene Ontology annotation, biological process: chromosome segregation; positive regulation of microtubule polymerization; negative regulation of centriole replication. Gene Ontology annotation, cellular component: mitotic spindle pole; microtubule plus-end; perinuclear region of cytoplasm.
GACACAGCAAUGAAAGCAGUAUAUUAUACAUUCAUGCUGAAGUGAUCGCAUUUUAUUUGACUUUUUACGUAACUUCAAUUCAUGUUCGCCUUUACAUGUCUUCUUUGUCGAAAAAAGAACAUAGUUCCAGUCAAAGUAAACAUCAGUGUGGUGGCAGGGUUUCUGGUUUGAAACUCACAACGGUUUUAGAAGCGAAGUGGCAGCAGCUAGAGUGAACAGUGAAUUUGACGAUUUGAUUUGAUUUUAAUGUGCGCUGUCGCCGGUAAGAGCCAUGGCCGAGUUCGACGACACGACUAUGCUCUUUUUGGACGAAACCACCAGUCCCAACCAGCUCUCCGAGGCCCUGGGCCAGGCGUCAUUUUUUAAUAAUCCAACGACCAGUAAAGCUUCUCCCGUCAGAGGACGCACCAUGAGAGAGUUGGAGGAAAAGCAAAGUCAGUUAAAGAAAGAGAAUUUCAACUUGAAGGUACAAAUAUAUUCUCUGGAACAGAGGAUGGGUCUAAUAGCUGGCUUGAAGGAUAAAGAGGAAGUUAUUAAAUACAAUAUUGAGUUAAAAGUAGAAAAUGAGUCUAUGCGCAAGGAGCUUUCUGAGAAGCAGGAUCUUCUAUGCCAGGCUUCCAAGGCACUCGACCUGAUGGAAGAGCAGAGAAAAGAGGAAAAGAUGAGACUUAGCAAAGAGUGUGCUGCUCUAGAAAGUAGAGUUCAAGACCUUGAAAAGGAAUUACAGGAAAGUGCACUACUUUCUGCACAACAAAUGAAGUUCUCAGCUAUGACACAGUCUACUGAUUCACAAUACUCAUCGGCCUGCUUUGAGGUGGACCAACUAACAGCUCAGCUUCAAGAAGUUCAAGAGAAGAGUAAAGAAGAUAAAGAAAAAAUAACCUUUCUUGAAGCUGAGCUUGAUAGAUCUAGACAACAAAUUGAGACACUCAGGACAACAAUAAAUUCUCAAAGUGAAAUAUUAAUUACAUUAGAAAAAUCUGUUGGGGUGAACCAAUCAGAUCUUAGCAAUGAGAUUCAGAAGCUACUGGAUAAAGCAUCAGAACUCGAAACCCAGAUAAAAGCUCAAGAAGAAUCUAUCACUGAAAAGGAUUCCAAAUACUCCAAACUGCGAAAAGUGGCUGCCAGUCUGAAAGAGGAAGUUCAAAGUUUGAAGAUAAUAAGACAGGAGGAACUGAGAAGAAAGAAUAGUGACUGUUCUAAUUGUGCAGACCUUGUCUUGCAGAAGAAAGACAUUUUAAAUAAAUAUAGCGAAAAGUGUAAUGAAGUUCUUAAUCAGAAAGAGAUACAGGAGAAAAAUGCACUUAUUCUACGUACACUUAUGUCAGAUUAUUCUAAAUUAGUAGAUGAUUCUAAAGCUAAAGAUGAUAUUAUAUCUGACUUAAAAAAGAAGUAUAAAUNNNAGGAAAAAUCUGGAGACUCCAAACCUAGUGAUGAAGAAUGCAGACUUCAGAGCAUUCAAGCAAGCCUGAAAGAAAAAGAAUCUCAGCUGGUUGCAUGCGAGCAGAGACUAGAAGCAAGGGAUAAUCGCAUUCAAGAACUUGAACAGGAAAUUCAGUCAUUAAAAAAAGAAUGCGCCAUAAUUGCUGCCAAGAACAAUGGGAAUUCUGAAGUAACCUGUAAUGACCAAUCACAUGAGAAUAUAACAAAACAGCUCGUGGAUAAAGAAAAAGAGGUUGAAAAUCUCAAUAUGGAACUGAGAAAGAGAACUUUUAAUCUGCAAGAGUUAGUUAACAAAGAACUUUGGGACAAAAACAAACAAAUUGAAAGACUAGAGUUGAGACUUGCUUCUCAGGGUGCCGUCUGUGAUCGUAAGGAGCUUGAUUUAAAAGAAGCAAAACGUAAACUUGCUGAAUUUGGAGUGACAGUUACAUCUAUCUCCCAGCAUAGUGCUGACAUUACUUCAGAUGAUGUGUCAGAACUCCAAGAACAACUGAAAAUUAGUCUGGAAGAACAGAUGUAUUUAAGUAGGGAAGUGGAUAAUUUAAAAGCACGUUUAAGGAAUACCCCUGAACGAGAUUCUGAGAGUGUACGCUUGCAAAGGCUUCUUGAGGAAAAUAAGAAACUCAAAAUGGUAGAGGCAUAUAGUAAACUAUGGCGAAGAGAGGCAUCAAAAGCACUUUCAGUGUUGCGAACAAGACUUGAAGAAUUAGCAGUUUUUAUGGAUGAGUUGCUUCACCAACCAGCCCUUUUAGUUGGUCUUGGUGCUGAAAGACAGCAGAUUUUGCGCACUGCAAUCAAUGGCAGUUUGGAACUAAGCCGUACAAUUGCUAAUCUGAGCAAUGAUUCUUUGCCAGACGAUAGUUGCUCGCAUUUGCUUUGUACUGAUAGCAAUAUCUCUCCUUGCAAUUUUUCACUUGAGGAUGCCGAGUUUUCUCAAAUUUUUGAAUCGGAUAUGAAGUCUGAUAAAACUCUUAAUGCAACUAAUGAAGGUAAUGUGAGUCAGAAAAGUGUGCAAUCUCUUAAGCAAAUCAACCAGGCUCUUGAUGCCUCUUUUGAAAGUAAAGUGGUUCAAACAUCCUGUACUUCUCUUAGUAAGGCACGAAGACGCUCUAGGUCACAUCCCCAAAGCAAUGUACAAAAAGAUGCUCCUACCAAUCUCAAUGCAGGCUCUCAAUCUGAUUCUGAAUCUUGGUCUGAGCCUGAUCGCAGUGUGUCACAAGCUCGCAUGGGAAUUCACAAUGAGAGUUCAAGGACUAUAUCGAGUGUAGCUAGCACAGUGCGUAGAGUAUCACUUGGGGGUCAGUCAAGCUCAAGCUCAUGUGGUUCUAAAAACCAAGUGAAACCAUCCAAACGAACCUCGUUCAAGGAAAAUACAAAUGCUGAGCACCAUCUUGUAGCCCGUACUCAAUGCCUUGAGAAACUCAAUCAAGCAGUUGAAAACGAGCUUCAUGUUGGAGGUUUGCCUCCAGUCUCAACACAUCCCCAGCUAGAAAAUAAAAGCUGUCUGAGCCCCACAAAUGAGAGUGCAAUAGGGUCAAGUAAUUUGUGGGAACGGCUGGAUUGGGAAAGAAAUGCACGUAAAGCAUGGCAACAGUGUGCUGCACACAGGUUGCAUCAGCUACAGGUUCUCUCUAAAGCCAAUGGUACACUGUCAGAGAAGGUCAUCCAACAAGAAAGAUUACAGAAAGAGCGCCAAACAGAGUUCUUAGAUAUGAAGUUUGCGGUUGUUGAAAUGAAUCAAAAUGCUGAAGAAAAGCAAAAUAUAUCUAGUCAUGUAUUACGGGGCUUGGAAGAGAAAGUUCAAGAGCUUAGUGUGCAGGUGUUGGAGGUUGAAGUCCGACGAGAACAAGCUGAGCAGGAUGCCCAACAAGCAUUAGAAGAGAAGAACCAGCUUCAGAGGGAUCUUGGAGCCAAACUGGCUGUUGCAGAAAGGGAACUAGAGCAGUCCAAAAGGGAGGCGACAGCUCUGCAAGCUAGUGUCCAGCAGUUGUUAAAUAAGAAAUAUGAACUAGAGAAAAUGACAAAAUUGUGGAAAGAGAAAGCUGAGGAUUUAGAAAAAGAAGUGGAAAAAUGGAAAAGAGUAGCUCAGCAGUGUGAACUUGAAGUCAAAGAAGUUCAUACUCAACUCUCUCACAAAUUCAAAGAAAAAAUCUUAUUGCUUGAAAAACUAAAAAGUAAUGCCGAACAGAGAGCUGAAGAUUGGCUUAAUAAGUUUAAUGAAGCUGAGGCAAACUACACUGAGGUUGACCGCAGAGCUAAGGAAAAGAUUCGGUUAAUGGAAGAGCAGUUAAAAUUGAAACAAGCAGAAAUUGAACGUCGUUCUGAAGAACUUCAAGAAAAGUUGAAAAGAGACGCUGAGAUUCGAGCAUCGCGGAAACUGGAAAAAAUAGUCGAGCAGCGAAUGGCUGAAUAUGAUCUAGAGUCUCGUGCUGCCAACUCCAAGCAGAUGCGUGAUAUGGAAAAUGCCUACUUAUCUCGUAUCAAUGACCUUGAGAGAAAAAGUGCCAGUGCUGCAUCUGACAGCAAAAGGCAAAUUCUUGAUUUGGAGGAAAAAGUUAAAGUUGAAGAGAAUGUACUUAAAGAAAAGUUAGGAAAUGCUGAAGGAGAUAGUGAUUUGCAGCGCCAGUUAAAUGAAGCUGCCGUUGCUGUCUCUCAAUCUCAAUUAGAAACUGCUCGACUAGCAAAUGAAAAACUUCAGCUGGAACAACAAGUUCGAUGGCUCCAAGGAGAGGCCAUGAGAGACCGGCGGCAGCUGCAUGACCAGCUUUCUCGCAAGAUACAAUCUCUUACUCAAGCCAACACUGAUCUUCAGAAGCAAGUUCGUGACUUAGAGCGUGGAGUUCAUGCAAAUCAAUAUGCCAGACGAAAAGAAUGCGCAAGUCAGAGUUGUGGAAGUGGCUCAGAAGGUAAAGUGUUGACCGAAAUAACCAAUCUGAAACACUCUAACACCGAUGUAUCAGCAUCAGAUUAUGUAUCAGAACAAGAGGAUCAUGUUUAUCCUGAGAGUAGCAAUCAUGGCUGGUACAGAGAAGCCCCUCUGUCUCCACCAGCAGUUCUGCUUACAGCUGAUAGUAACACUGUAUCAGUGAGAAAUGGGCGCAUCACUACAGCAUCUCCAGAUCUUGGCAUUGAAAGUGAUCAGGGACGUUUCUCUAGUCUUGAGCCUUUUCCCAUUAAAAAGUCAACUACAGCUCCUGCUCUGAACUCAGGAGAAAGUGUUUCAAGCAACUUUCAGCUGAAAAAAAAACAUCAAUUGGAUUACAAGUGUCUGGAACUAGAAAAUCAAGAGCUCAAACAACGACUGCUUCACACUAGGCAGACUUUAGAACAAACCUAUGCUCAACUAGCUUCUGCAAAUCAGCGGAAAAGGCUUGUUGAGAAAGCAAUUUGCAAGCAGCUUCACAAAACUCACCACAUUUUGCGAAGAGCCAGAGAUAAUUUCGAAACAAAUGCUUCAGCAAAUCCUCAACCUGACGAAGAUAAUCUUCAGUGUACUGAUACUGUUUAGAAUGUGUAUUUUAUUCAUAUUUUCAUUUUACAGUACUAAUCUGUGACAAGAUUUUGUGCUCACUUGACUGUGAUGUUAUCAACAUAAAAGAAUUAUGUA